Ustilaginoidea virens is the source of this 927-nucleotide messenger RNA. RefSeq lists its product as uncharacterized. Bases 1 to 927 code for a protein of 308 amino acids. The record is from RefSeq and is a predicted model, not a curated record. The transcript is spliced from 4 exons. Lineage: Eukaryota; Fungi; Ascomycota; Sordariomycetes; Hypocreales; Clavicipitaceae.
AUGCGAGUCUUAGGAUUAACUUCUCUCGUACUACUUAUUACUUGCUCGAGUAUUAGUAUCGCUCAAAACAAGCAUGACUCGAAUGCUGCUGCCGCUAUCCCUCCAGGGGGCGAAGACUGGAUAAAUUUUCAGCCUCUUCGAAAAAGGCUCGAGGCAGAGGCUACUGCCAAAAACUCUCUGGACUCCAGAUCAAACGGCCUUCCUAGGCCGGCCCUAAAAAACGCAAAAUCACGGAAGCGGCGAGUCCGCUUCGAUGAAGGUUCCAUAGCAGCCACCAGCUCGGGAAACCAUGCAGACAUCCCAGAAACCAAGCGAGUCCGGUUCGACGAAGACUCCAUAGUGGCCGCCAGCUCGGGAAACGGUGCAAAAAAAGACGCCAAGUCGUGCCGAGAGUAUAGCAACGAGGCUCAUUUGCGAUGUACCUCGUUCUACUGGGGGUCAGAUUCGUCCGACGACGAGCCGGAACAAAAGUCGAAAUCGACGAAGAUAAACGAAGCUGGCGAAUUUUGCGAUUCCCCCACUCUCCCCCCCGCAGACAGGGCUUUGAAGAUUGUGAACCCCCGUCCGGCUCUUAAAGGUUCCACAGAUACGGUUGUCGUAGAUUCAGAUCCCGUGGAGAUCUUGGAAGAAGAAGACAUUGUGCGAAAAAAGUGUCCCACGAGAAAUAACUCUCCGGCUCGUCAGGCACCGCAUGAGAAAUUUUUUAAUAAGAUAGGAAAGAGGCAAGGGUGGUGCGAAAAUACAGAUGUUUGUUUCGUGCAGUUUCCUGAGCUGCGCUGGCACCGGAAAAACUCGGGUUUGUACGAUACAGUUGGGUUCCCAUGCGACAAGAGAUAUGGUGGCUCGUGCAGAAAACAUCGAGGGAGGUGCUUUUUUUAUCCGAGGGUAGACUACGCGGUUUGCUCAGGGGUAAUGAGCUCAAACUAA